UGUUCUGGUGGAUUCUCACGUCCAUUUCUUGACUGUAUCCAAUCUACCGGAAAGUCCCCUGAGCUAGAGAAACUAAACAGUUGCUUGAAACAUGACAAAACAGUCGGAUUCUUUUAAAUGGACCUAUCCGGAGGGAGACCUACCCAAAAGAGGACGGGAAAGGCGUCCUGUAUUUAUAACAGCUAUCGCUUCACUCUCUACAGCAGUGGUUCUUGGCUCCAUUGUCUUCGGUGUCAUAUUCUACCUUCAACAAACCAAACCAGAGAAACCCGAGUGGGUAUCGUGGACCCGUAAAGCUGGAGAUGUGAACAUCCACGAGUCGGUUUUGAUUGAUGACAAAGAAGAAACGGUUCUCAUGGUGUCGGCGGAGGCGCAUAGGAUUAGUGAGGAAAACUCCAUGGCCCUUCAUGAUUUUAAACAAGUUACGUAGCGCUGAGGGACUUUGGCAGGGGGAUGUGUUUGGUUACCAAGGUGAAAAUCCCGGAUUUCCGGUACGUCAAGCAGAUGUUGGAAGCCAGACGAGGUAAAACCCUCGACCUUCAGCCAUUAAAGCAAGGCAAAGAAGAGCUCCGCAAUAUGACGUCAUCACAGUUGGGGCCCAAGUUGAGCCAGUUUUGUGACGGAGUUCCAGCUCAUUGGUUCGAUAUCGCAGAGAC
Messenger RNA from Liolophura sinensis, 656 nucleotides. RefSeq lists its product as uncharacterized. NCBI's taxonomy places the organism in Eukaryota, Metazoa, Mollusca, Polyplacophora, Chitonida, Chitonidae. The coding region runs from base 92 to 430 and encodes 112 amino acids. The transcript is spliced from 5 exons. The record is from RefSeq and is a predicted model, not a curated record.